AUGGAAAGAAAUGAAAUUAAUAAAAAAUUAUUAAAAUAUGAAAAUGAAAUUAAUCGUUUAAAAUUUGAAAUUAAAAGUUUAAAAAAGAGUAUUGACAAAGAAGUUAAAAAUCAAGACAAUGGAAUAAUGGAUAUUUUUUAUCCACAAGACGACAUUAUCACAGAUGCUGCUAGAGGUUUUAAGGAACAACUUCAAGAUUUAAUAAUUGAAAUCUCUGAUAACCAAAGAGAAACUGGCUAUGUUAAAGAAGAAAUCUCAAAAUUAGAUGACAAUAUAUCAGCUUUAAAAAUUCAACUAGGCUUCUUAAUUAAAAAACUAAAUAUAUUAAAAAAUUGUCAAAGAGAGAAAUCCAUUGAAAUUUCAAAACUCACAAGAGAAAAAACCCUUACCGAAAAUUAUAUGAUAAGUUUGCAAGGCUAUGUUUCCCAUGUUCAAAUUAUUUUAACAAAAUGUGAAAAAAAUAACGAAUUUUUAGAUUUUGGUAUUAAUGAUUUAAUGAUUUUAUUAAACAAUUAA
Molecule: messenger RNA, 516 nt
Organism: Dictyostelium purpureum
Lineage: Eukaryota; Evosea; Eumycetozoa; Dictyosteliales; Dictyosteliaceae
Exons: 1
Coding region: 1-516 (171 amino acids)
Source: RefSeq, a predicted model, not a curated record